This is a messenger RNA of Cajanus cajan (pigeon pea), 963 nucleotides long. RefSeq lists its product as uncharacterized. Lineage: Eukaryota; Viridiplantae; Streptophyta; Magnoliopsida; Fabales; Fabaceae. The record is from RefSeq and is a predicted model, not a curated record. Gene Ontology annotation, molecular function: RNA binding.
AUGCAAAGGAAAGACAUCACAACAUUUUUUUUCUCUCGCUUCCCUGAAAGUUAUAACCAGGCUGACCUCUGGAAAGUGUUUCAACGAUGGGGCAAGGUGUGGGACGUGUUUAUUGCAGCAAGAAGAAACAGACAUGGACAACGUUAUGGAUUUGUGAGAUUCUUAGAGGUUGAGAAUGUUAAAAGGCUGGAAAAACAACUGGAUGAGAUAUAUAUUGGAGGAACCAAAUUGUACGCCAACAUCCCUCGAUACAGAAGAAAUGAAGACGUGAUGGUAGAAAGCCAACAUACAAAAAAACGAACAGAAGGUCAGUACAAAGGAGCAAAGGAGAAUAAACAAAAUCAAGAAGGAUACUGGAGGGUGAGAGGGCAAGGACAAAUGAAUAGAAACCAGCAACAAGAGUCACACCGUCAGACAUAUGCACAAAUUCUGAAAGGAAAACAAGUAUGGAAACCAAAGUCACGGAAAUGGAGGAUAAAGACAUAUGAACAUAAACAAGGAUGGAAUGGGAUAAGUUUUACCAUGCCGGAGGUGAACAGAGCAUGGCUAGAAGGCAGCUGGAUUGGCUAUCUAAAAGAUGUCACGAUGUUCAACAAAAUGAAAGAAGCCAUGCUACUCAAUGAACCAGAAGAAGUAAAAUUGAGAUAUUUAGGUGAUGACAUGGUAUUAAUAACAGGAUUGGAAGAGUGUAAAAUGCAACAGAAGAUCAAAGAUGAAGAAGACAUGUUUUCGACGUGGUUCCACUCAGUUCAAAAGUGGAAUACAAAUCUGCGACCAGGUAACAAAUUAGUUUGGGUGAAGAUUAUAGGGAUACCUUUACAAGUGUGGAAUGAUGAAUGCUUUGCAAAGGCAGUGGCGGUAUUGGGAGAGCAUGUCGCAACAGCAAAAGAAACAAGUAGUUUUAGUAAACUGGAUGCAGCAAAAGUGUUUAUACGUACAGGAUUAAAUGAACAUGUAAACUAG